Messenger RNA from Cucumis sativus (cucumber), 2428 nucleotides. RefSeq names its product pentatricopeptide repeat-containing protein At4g18520, chloroplastic. The transcript has a single exon. The record is from RefSeq and is a predicted model, not a curated record. Lineage: Eukaryota; Viridiplantae; Streptophyta; Magnoliopsida; Cucurbitales; Cucurbitaceae. Gene Ontology annotation, cellular component: intracellular membrane-bounded organelle. Gene Ontology annotation, biological process: RNA modification. Bases 118 to 1977 code for a protein of 619 amino acids. Gene Ontology annotation, molecular function: protein binding; RNA binding.
CAAGGGAAGUCCAACCGACCAACGGCUGUGCUUCAAAUUAUCCGGUGAAAUUAAAGACAUACUAAUUUUCAACCCGAAUUUGUGGCCGUGGCGGGAAGUUCAAACCACUUUCCGGCUAUGUUCUCGCCGGCUAUCAUUUCUCAAUCACCGCCUUGUUUAACUUUUCAACCAACGUCAACGUCACUAUCCACACGGCGGACCUGUUCCAAAUGGAACCUCACUACUUUCAACCGUUGUAAAAGCUCCACAAGUUUCCCGUUCAAUUUUGUCGAAGACCAUUCCAAGGCUUUGCCGGUCGCUUGCGCAACGGGAAAAUGUACUACUACUGAAGAAUACGCCGAUGUAGAAUCUUGCAGCAAUCAGUCGGUGAGUGGAUGUUUGAGUCCCUAUUUGAUUGGGGUUUGGCUUCGCUCUAGUCGUAGCGUCAAGAAAUUAAGGGCGGUACAUGCUUUCAUUUUGCGAAAUUUUACAAGUUUUGGGAUCUAUGUUGGAAACAAUUUGCUUAGUUCUUACUUAAGAUUGGGAAUGUUGGUUGAUGCUAGAAAGGUGUUCGAUGAAAUGCCAAUGAGGAGUGUUGUGACCUGGACGGCUAUUAUUAAUGGAUAUAUUGAUUUGGAUUUGACUGAAGAAGCUUUAGCGUUGUUCAGUGAUUCGGUCAAGAGCGGGGUGCUAGCAAAUGGGCAGAUGUUUGUUUGCAUCUUGAACUUGUGUGCUAAGAGGUUGGAUUUUGAGCUUGGGAGGCAAAUUCAUGGCGUUAUUGUGAAAGGUAAUCGCGGGAAUUUGAUUGUUGACAGUGCCAUUAUUUACUUUUAUGCACAAUGUAAAGAUAUUUCCAGUGCUUUUGUUGCAUUUGAACGUAUGCGGAGGCGUGAUGUUGUUUGUUGGACUUCCAUGAUAACUUCUUGUUCCCAACAAGGGCUUGGACGAGAAGCGAUUUCGAUGUUUUCAAAUAUGCUAAGCGAUGAAUUUCUACCAAACGAGUUUUCCGUAUGCAGUGUUCUCAAGGCUUGUGGAGAAGAGAGGGAAUUGAAGAUUGGGAGACAGUUACAUGGUUUGAUAAUUAAGAAAAUAAUCAAGAAUGAUGUUUUUGUUGGGACUUCAUUGGUUGAUAUGUAUGCCAAGUGCGGAAACUUGGCAGAUUCUAGAGAAGUAUUCGACGGGAUGAGGAAUAGGAACACGGUUACCUGGACGUCAAUCAUAGCUGGUUAUGCACGGGAGGGGCUCGGUGAGGAGGCUCUGAACCUCUUUAGGUUGAUGAAGAGGCAAAGGAUUCCUGCCAAUAACUUAACCAUUGUAAGUAUUCUCCGCGCUUGCGGUUCGAUUGAGGCAUCAUUGACUGGGAGGGAAGUUCAUGCCCAGAUUGUAAAAAAUUCAUUUCAAACUAAUAUACACAUAGGAAGCACUCUAGUUUGGUUCUACUGUAAAUGUAGGAAUCAACUUAAGGCCUCGAUGGUUCUUCAGCUGAUGCCGCUAAGAGAUGUGGUUUCUUGGACAGCCAUCAUUUCUGGAUGUGCUCAUCUUGGGCACGAGUCCGAGGCGCUUGAGUUUCUAAAAAACAUGAUAGAGGAAGGUGUUGAACCAAAUUCCUUUACUUAUUCGUCAACUUUAAAAGCGUGUGCCAAGAUGGAAGCUGUCCUCCAAGGGAAAAUGAUCCACUCUUCCGCAAACAAAACAUCUGCGUUGUCCAAUGUUUUUGUGGGAAGUGCACUGAUUUACAUGUAUGCAAAAUGUGGAUAUGUAACCGAAGCUUCUCAAGUUUUCGACAGUAUGCCGGUGAGGAAUUUGGUUUCUUGGAAGGCCAUGAUUUUGUGUUAUGCUAGGAACGGUCUGUGCCGAGAGGCAUUAAAGCUCAUGUAUCGGAUGCAGGCGGAAGGUUUCGAAGUGGACGAUUACAUUCUUGGAACAGUUUAUGGAGCUUGUGGAGAUGUGAAAUGUGAUGUGGAUUCAUCACUUGAAUAUAGGUUGCAAACUCAUUGACCUCCCAGUUACAAUGGUUAUCAAGACUCAGACAUUCAACGACGGAAAUCUUGCCAUCUUGAGGAGGUUUGCACUUGUUCAUCCUGUUUCAUUUGGAAUGCCAAUGAUCUGAAUAACUUUCUUGUGCUCUUAUCACUCCAUAAAUCAAAAGUUUUGAAGAGGGGAGAAACAAAUAAUCAAACUCUAACCCCACCUAGCUGAGAUGUUUUAUCUGCUCCAUGCAUCAUGUAUUUUACAACCCAACCCUACUUAAUUGUAAAAAUAUUCAAUGUAAUCUUUGUAAAUCCAUACCCAUCUAGUUCUAUGAAUACCCCUACUUAAAUUUGCUUUUCAUAUGAUAGAACCCUAUGAAUCUUUAGAAAUGUUAUUUUUCUUACACCAUGUAGACCAAAUGAUUCAAACUUUUGAUCACGAGUAUAUGUCUUAACCAUCUUUAAGAUUGCUUAGAUUA